GAAAUAAAUCAAUAAAUAAACAUGAAACCAUAUUGAAUUGGUUUACCGAAGUUUUCACUGAAAUUUAAUACUAAUAAGCUACUGAAAUGCCGAAAAUUAUGAAAACCACAAAUCUCAGUAAUUUAUCAAUGACGCUGCUCUUGAGAAUUAUCAGUAGACGGUGAUUUAAAGCGAAUGAAUAACUUUUAAAGCCAAAAAAACCAUGGACAAAUGAAACAACCCGUCAGCUGAUCGCGUUUACCCACCGAUCUACCAGUGUAGAAAGGAUCAUAACAUAUGACCACGAUCCGAUUAACUUGAUCAGUUUCCGAACAAUAAUAAUCGUGAUCCGAGUGGGUUUCCGAACAAUCAGAUCGUGAGUGUAGUUUUCCCAAAAGUACUAUUCUAAUAGUUGACAUUGAAACUCAGUAUCUACGAGUGUAAUAAUAAACAUUGGCAGUCUUAAAAACACUAGCAGUACCUCUUCACUAUUAACGUCGCUGCUACAAUAUGGCGAAUGUAUCACGUUUAUAGAUGACGCUCGUGUCAGUGCUCUGUGAACCCCCAGAAUUAACCAUACGAAUAAACCGAGUAAAAAAACGCGCCUCACGGUUUGUUCGUGACUUUUUGAAUCAAGUAGCGUUUAGAGUGUCGAAACGUCAGUUUAUUAAUCAAAAAUGAGAUACAUUUACAUUUAUUUUUUCCAUUUAUAUUGUAUUAACUAAUAAGAAGGAUAUCAUGGGAUUUAAAAAAAUUCCUAUCCGCUUUUGGAUAGGAGUUAUGGUCUUCCUUACGACUUACAUAAAUUAUACCACACGUGUGAAUAUGUCUAUAAAUAUUAUACCUAUGACGAAGGGAAAAUCGAAGAAGACGCCCGAAUGCAUACUGGAAGCCGCAAACCAAACACAAGAACAAUAUUCCAAUACAACUACUCAAAAAGAAUUACCAGAUUUCGGGCCUAGAUACGAUUGGGACGAACAAAUUCAAGGUCUCAUACUGGGUAGCUACUUCUGGGGUUACACUAUCCUAUCAUUACCAGCUGGAUCUAUAUCAGAAUGGUUUGGUCCAGCUAAAGUUAUAUUUUGGGCGACGUUAGUCACUGGUAUUUUCAAUUCCUUAUGCGUACCGGCAUCGUGGGUCCACUAUUCGCUCCUGAUCGUUUGCAGAUUUGUAAUUGGUGCUUUGGGGGGUUUGGUUUAUCCGGCUUUACAAGUACUUAUAGCCAAAUGGGCUCCUCCUGCCGAAAAGGGAAAAUUCGUAGCGGGUCUGAUGGGAAAUACUUUAGCCACAUGCUUGACGUGGCCGUUAGUAGGUGCUAUAAUAACAGCUUCGAAUUGGAACUGGGGUUAUCAGAUGAUAACAAUACAAAUCGUAGUUUUUCUUAUCAUAUUUUACUUUGUGGCCGCCGAUUCACCGGAUGAUCAUAAAUUCAUUACACCUGAAGAGGUGGCAUUCAUUAAAGAAGCACAAGGCGCCUCGGUUUCUAAGAAAAAGCGUGCACCUCCAUAUAAAGAGAUCUUUACGAAUCUACCAUUUUGGAUAUUGAAUAUUUUACAUUUCGGUAAUUUGUGGGGUUUAUAUGUGCAACUCCAAAGUGUACCGAAAUUCAUGGCCGAAGUAGUAGGUUUCAGCUUGAAGGAAUCUGGUUUUUAUGGAGCGCUACCCCAUUUAAUGAGAAUGUUCUUUGGAACAGCUUACGGAGCUAUAGGAGAUCAUCUGAAGAAGAAGGGAGUAUCGGCUAAAGUGAUAAGAAAAUCUUUUAUUCUAGGAUCACAUAUUAUACCGGGUGUAUUGAUGUUCAGCAUAUGUUUGAUCGGUUGCGAUUGGAUGCCUUUGUUGGCGCUACUCACGUUCAGUAUGGCGAUCAACGGAGCUGCAGUAUUGACGAACUUGCAAAAUCCUCAAGAUUUGGCACCGAAUUUCGCGGGUACUAUUUUUGGUAUCAUAAGUUGUAUCGGCGGUACGACAGGAUUUUUGGUACCUGCUAUUACCGGAAUCUUUAUUAAAGAUCACAACGGAAUGAAAGAAUGGUCGUACACAUUCAUACUUGGAGGAGGCGUUUACAUUGUCACUGGUAUAAUUUUCAUUCUGUUUGGAAGUGUGGAAGAACAAAGUUGGAACCGAGCAGCAGAUGAACAAUAAACCUAGCCAAAAGUACAUGUUUCAGAUUAUCGAUACUAAGACAUAAUCAAUAUUGCAUUUUGUCUUUUCACUUUUUGUUACUUCCAUUCUUGUACCGCUAACAUAUCAGGUAUGUAAAUAAAUAUAUGUAAUUAAUAAAA
Diorhabda carinulata is the source of this 2261-nucleotide messenger RNA. Its product is annotated as sialin-like. Gene Ontology annotation, molecular function: transmembrane transporter activity. Gene Ontology annotation, cellular component: plasma membrane. The record is from RefSeq and is a predicted model, not a curated record. The coding region runs from base 718 to 2121 and encodes 467 amino acids. Gene Ontology annotation, biological process: monoatomic anion transport; transmembrane transport. The transcript is spliced from 7 exons. NCBI's taxonomy places the organism in Eukaryota, Metazoa, Arthropoda, Insecta, Coleoptera, Chrysomelidae.